UACCCUGUGUUCAUAUACAGCUGGCUGCUGCUUGCAUCCCCCUCGGGGUGUGUAUGUGUGCGAGCGUGUGUGUGUGUGUGUGUGUGUGUGUGCGAGCGUGCUAUGUAAUGACACACUCCAUGAGACACACAGAGAGAUACUUCUGUCUCCAUGGCAGCACUAACUAGAAGGAGACGUUCUUCGGGGAUUCCACAUCAAGCAUCAGAAGUGGUAUGAGCUCUCUAACAGAGAGUUACUGCAAUUAUCACAAGACUGUGUGCAAUUCCCAAGACACUGCCAAGGAUCAGUGGAGAAAAAGGAGACGCGCAGACAGUGCAAGAGACAGCACACACUCAGCAAGAGAUCGCAAAGAAAGGGAGUCAACUACCAGAAAGCAGCAUAUUUCAAGAAGACUUGUGGUCAAGAUUAAUCGUUCCCUCUCUGCAUGGAGAGUUGAUCAACCAGGAGAUGGAGACUAUAGCGUAGAGCAUAGGGACAUAAGUUAAAGGUGGAUACAUUGCUAUACAUGUGCACUUUAGUUGUGGACAUGAGACACCUGAGGUACUGAAGGCACUUGGAGACUGAAGAGGGUGGAGGGUGAAUGGUGGGUAAGAGUGUUCGGAGAAAAGAAUCUAGGCAAGUGUAGACAUCAUCAAGGGUGGAAAAAAAGUGAAAACAAGCCAACAGGUCUUAGUAGGUUAGGCUUGUAAGAACUGGUCAAGGAAAGAGUUUGGGAAGUUACAGGGUUGGUGGAGAUUAAGAAGAAGACAAGGUUGGCAGUGGGAGUAAGAAAGUAGAUAAAGGUGGGAUAAGUGGGUGGCUGAGAAGGUUGUGAAGAUUGGCCAAGUCUUUGACUAAAGAGUAGGAGAUACUGAUGAUCCUGGAGGAGUAAAGGGGUUCAGGGUGUUAAUGGGAGAAAUGUAGGAAACCUUGCCACUGGGUGGAAACAGAUCUGAUAGCUAAUAGAGUAACUUAUAGAUAGAUUUUUUGAGGGUACAUUUUCUUAAAAAAGUAGUAUAAGAAUUUAAGGUGGCAAGGAAAAGAACAAUUGGUGUAGAUUUGGGCUUUUGAGUCAUCUAUUGUAUCAAGAAGGUGAAGGAAAACUAAAAUCAACAAGAACAUAAAACCAAGAAGGAAUCCCAGCACAAUUUCAGAACCUUUGCCCAAAAAAUGCCACGGGCCCCUGAUCAGGAUGAGGCCGAUGAGCUAUAUCAAAACAACUCUGUAUCAUGGCUGGCAUGUGGUGCCCUCUCAUUACUUGCAAAUGCCUGGAGCAUCCUGAGUUUAGCCAGUCGGGGUGGGAGCGGGCAGCGCCCUCGCCCUCUGGAACUGCUUCUUUGUUUGCUGGCGGGAACACAUUUACUCAUGGCUGCUGUGCCCCUAUCAUUGUUUUCUGUGGUGCAGCUGAGAAGAAGACAUUCUCCCGGUUAUGAAUGGAAUGAGGGUUUGUGCAAGGUGUUUGUGUCCACGUAUUACACCCUAGCACUGUCCACAUGCUUGACCGUGGCCUGCCUCUCUUAUCACCGAAUGUGGAUGGUGCGCUGGCCUGUCAGUUACAGGUUGGGUGGAGCAAGAAGACAGGCAUUGCAGGGGGCUCUCGGAAUAUGGGCAGCUUCUUUUGUGCUGUCCACGCUGCCGUCCAUUGGGUGGCACGACAAUGCCCGCAGGUUCUACACACGUGGUUGCCAUUUCCUGGCUAGUCGGAUCGGAUUGGGUUUUGGGCUCUGCUUCCAGCUACUAUUGCUAGGUGGGGUGGGCACGGGUCUUGGAUGUUUAGGAGUGACUAUAUACCACGCCUGCUGCUGCCCUGCAUCUGGGAACAGAGGAGGGACGGGGGAAGGUGGGGCAGAAGGGAUGCUGGAAGUACCAGCCAUCGUAGUACAGGAUGCUCAGGGAAAGAGACGCUCAUCAUUGGAUGGGUCAGAAUCACCAAGGACGGCAGCGCAGGUCACCGGACUGGUUGGGGGCAUUGUUCUGCUGUAUGAUGCUCUGACUGGGCUUCCCAUAUUGGUGGUGAGUUUUAUAAGUCUUCGCUAUGACAGUGCGCCACCGUGGAUGGUGCUGUGCGUGUUAUGGUGUUCAAUGGCGCAGACUCUUCUUCUUCCGUCUUUUAUUUGGUCCUGCGCCCGGUACCGUGCAGACUUGCGCACUGUUUGGGAACACUGUGCCUCCAUGUUGUCUGACAGUGGGGAUGAAGACAGUCGAGAUGACUUUGCAGAUGGCCGCCUGUGUGAAGUUCGAUUUGAUUCCAAUGGCACUGCCAUAAAGAGACCCCCACAUUACCUGGGAGGAGAACUGCGAGAUGGAAAAUUUCUGCCUGUUAGACAUGUGCUAUUGCCCACCGACAGGAGCCAGUACCUACAAGUGCAUCGACAACAGGUUCAGCUCUCCCGGAGGAUGUCCCAUGAUGAAAUUGACCUUUUUCCUCCUCGCUCAUCACCACUCUUGAUCAGGUGGUCUUCCUCGGAUGAUAUACGAGGUGGACCUGGAUCUGUCCGGGGAGGCAGCCCUUCCAGCCCCCGUCGAAGUCAUGACAUACCACCUUGGAGUCGCCACCAGCUGCCAGCUCGAGGAGAAGCAGAUGAUGGUCUCAGCAGCCUACACCAGUUCUUGCAAGGAGGUAUAGGAGGGCAUUCAGUAAUGGGAAGUGGAAUGCACAACUCCUUCUUCCGAGAUGAAAUCACUGCCUUCAUCGAUGAUACUCCCUGCCCUUCACCACUUGGGACACCACACAGAGUCCGUGCAACCCCAAGACCCUCCCCACACCCAAGAAAGGGACUCGAAGGAGGAGUGUCUUUGGCGGGCUUUGGAGAGAGACGUCUAUCCCUUUGUAGCCCCCCACUUGUUGUAACUGAAACCCGUAGAUCGUCUUUGUCUGAAAGGGGGUGCAAGGUUGGGGCUUCAUAAAGAAGAGUGUACAGGGUCUUCACAUUUACCUCCUUUAUAUCGGUCGUCCCUGAUCUGAAGAAGGGGCUGCACAUGGACCCUCCCUUUGAAUAUGUUGUUCUCAGGCAAAUCUGCUGUUUAUGAGAGGGCAAAGGGCUUCAGGGGGGCACACAGCUAACACUGCCUCUAUCCCUCAGGCCUCCUAUGAUACCACUUUGCCCCCCCAUAGACACACUACACUACAAACACACUGGAAAUAUGAGCCAAAUGAUGACAAAACAAUAAAUUGUGAUUUGAU
Hyla sarda is the source of this 3163-nucleotide messenger RNA. It is a transcript of the gene GPR162, whose product is annotated as G protein-coupled receptor 162. Gene Ontology annotation, biological process: G protein-coupled receptor signaling pathway. The record is from RefSeq and is a predicted model, not a curated record. Gene Ontology annotation, molecular function: G protein-coupled receptor activity. NCBI's taxonomy places the organism in Eukaryota, Metazoa, Chordata, Amphibia, Anura, Hylidae. The transcript is spliced from 5 exons. Bases 1150 to 2886 code for a protein of 578 amino acids. Gene Ontology annotation, cellular component: membrane.